AAAUUCACGCUCCCCUUGAUUUUCACUGUUUCUCUUUCAAUCACAGCCACCGGUCAUGUCGAACAAUCAAGGAAAGCCUAUGACCGAGCAGCAGCGCUACGAGUCGGCGCCGUCGUUUCGUCAGGCGGUGAAGUUCAUGACUGCAGCCACAAUUGGUGGAGGGUUGCUUCUUCUGUCUGGGUUAACCUUAACUGGGACAGUGGUAGCCCUGAUCCUUGUCACGCCACUUGUGGUACUUUUCAGUCCAAUUCUUGUCCCGGCGGCGAUAGUGGCGUUCCUGGUGGCAACCGGAUUCCUGUUUUCAGGUGGGUUUGGCGUGGCGGCAAUCACUGCAUUAUCGUGGAUAUACAACUACGUAACGGGGAAGCACCCGCUGGGGGCAGACCAGCUGGAUCAAGCGAGGAUGAUGGUUGCUAAUACGACUAGGGACAUGACAGAGAAGGCUAAGGAGUAUGGUCAGUAUGUGCAGCACAAAGCUCAGGGGGUUACUCAAGGGCAAGUGUCUUGAACGACGCGGAGGUCGUGGUUAAUUAGGGUCGUCGAUCAGUUUGUGGGUUCUGUAAGGUAGUGUAGGUGUUUUUGAGUCUUGUAUCUGAGUCAAUUGGAUGCAUGCAUGUUUGCAUGCAUUAGCAAUUGAACUGAUUCCCAGCCCUGCAAAAUUGUUCUUAAGGAAGUUUGUGAAGGAUUUUUGUUUAUUGUUAAAUAAGCACCUCUUUAUCUAAGUAAAAAGUUCAAUCUAGAUUGUUAAGUUCCUAAACAGAUGCACAGCAAUUCUGGAAAGCAGU
Molecule: messenger RNA, 785 nt
Organism: Rubroshorea leprosula
Lineage: Eukaryota; Viridiplantae; Streptophyta; Magnoliopsida; Malvales; Dipterocarpaceae
Source: the annotation of a GenBank genome assembly